This is a messenger RNA of Alosa sapidissima (American shad), 4596 nucleotides long. Its product is annotated as rab5 GDP/GTP exchange factor-like. The transcript has 8 exons. Lineage: Eukaryota; Metazoa; Chordata; Actinopteri; Clupeiformes; Clupeidae. Gene Ontology annotation, biological process: vesicle-mediated transport. Bases 2884 to 3873 code for a protein of 329 amino acids. Gene Ontology annotation, molecular function: guanyl-nucleotide exchange factor activity; DNA binding; zinc ion binding. Gene Ontology annotation, cellular component: cytosol; endocytic vesicle. The record is from RefSeq and is a predicted model, not a curated record.
UGUGUGUGUGUGUGUGUGUGUGUGUGUAUUGUGUGUGUGUGGGCCGUGUUCCAGUGUGUGAGCGGGGGCAGGAGGAGCAGGGCAGGAGGAGGGAGAGUCAUGGAGACACUCUCUUGAGAGACCUCAGAGACAUGUUCAUGAUGAGCACUCCUACUGAAGGUAACACACACACACACACACACAAUCACACCUGAGUGGUUAAAUGUUUGGAGUGCUUGCGUGUGAAAUCUCCCUGAAAUGCACCAGUGGGUCCCAGUGCUGGAUGGUGUUUUGAAUCUAUGAUCUUGUCAAAAAAAAAAAAAAAAAAGCCAUUAUUAAAGAUUAACAAAAAAAUAAAAUAAAAUAAAUUUCCUCCAGUUCAUCGCGCCCCACCUGACAUGUGUCUAUUCCCCACUAGUGGGGCCCGCCCCACACUUUGAGAACCACUGCUCUAGUGCAUCUGCUCAGUCACUCUCUUUCUCCUUUUGGAGGGUGAGUGCUUUCCUACUUUCCAACUGUAAAAUUUGACUCUGUGUGUGUGCGCAAAUCUUGUGUGUAAAGCCAGCCUGUGGCGUGGCGUGAACUUCAGUGUGUGUUUCUGUCUGUGUGCGGCCUUGGUGGUGCAAUUAGCAGCUCUGCUAGCUAGCCUCAGCCACCACAUGCUCCUGCGCUGGCUGGUCAUGACAGACUCCCUUCAUACACAGAUAAUAACCCAUGUUAAGAUCUGUGCACUGAAGGUGUGUGUGUGUGUGUGUGUGAGAGAGAGAUAUGGGAUAGAUAUGGGAUGAAUAUGUCACUUGUUCAUGUUAGUGAUUUCAGCCUUGUGUUGCCUCCCUGCGGACAGCUCUGGUAUGGAGGCAUAGAGGUGGGUCGCUCUCUCUCUCUCUCUCAUUCUCCACAACACAAAACAGAAUGUAGAACACACACUGCUACAUUUUGUGGCCCAGUUCUACAACAGUUUUGAUGAAGUUAGAGGGCACUAAGUGUCUGCUAAUUGCUGUAGUAUUUAUCAACACUGUUAUAAGACAAGCACAUUGUUCUCAACAAUUGGCUUGAUCAUGUGAAAGAAACACUGUAGUCCAGGGAAUGUUGUCUUUGAUGGAGUACUGGACAAUAGAACUGCUGUUUGAUCCCAAACUCUUUAUAGUGGAAAGUCUCCGUUUUAGAUCACAUUCUUCAGAAAGUGUUGUGCAAAGAUCGGAUUGUUGGAAAGUUACAGCUAUAGAUCGCAUUCUUCAGAAAGUGUUGUGCAAAGAUCGGAUUGUUGGAAAGUUUCAGCUAUAGAUCACAUAGAUCACAUUCUUGAGAAAGUCUCCAGUAAUCUUCAGUGUGGAUCUGCCCUAGUCAGACUUCUCUGUCGUCCAGUGAUGGGAGUUGGUCAUGACUGGUCACCUGCUUGCAUCCCAGCCCUCCAGAGCAGAUCCUGUGUGCUGGUCUCUCCUUCUCUGUGAGCUGACGACCAGGAUCUGAUACCCUGGGACCUGAGAAUGGACCUGAUACCCUGGGGCCUGAGAAUGGGCCUGGUACCCUGGGGCCUGAUACCCUGGGGCCUGAUACCCUGGGGCCUGAGAAUGGGCCUGGUACCCUGGGGCCUGAGAAUGGGCCUGAUACCCUGGGGCCUGAUACCCUGGGGCCUGAGAAUGGGCCUGAUACCCUGGGGCCUGAUACCCUGGGGCCUGAUACCCUGGGGCCUGAGAAUGGACCUGGCGCUAUUAUCACAGCAGGGCAAAUGAUAAUAGGCAAAUACUGCCCUCUUAGGUCAGUAUGAGGGUAAAUAUUUACCCCCACAGGUCAGUAGGAGGGUAGAUACUGACCCUCUGCUACAGGUGUAGAUACUGACCCUCUCAGAUGCAUUGGUGAUGGCAUUUUACUUGUAAAUAUGUUCAAUUUUGUCGCACAAUUAGGCUAUUUGGCCUGUACUGGCUGAAUUCCGUGCCCUGGCCUCCCGUGGCUAGUCUCUUGUGGUCUGAAAGGGGGGAGGAGGUGGGCUUAGCUUAGCUGUGGGUUAAUACUGACCCCACAGGUGUGUGUGUGAGGCUGGGCUUUGUGCCAGCUGUGUAAAGGGUGACACGGUUUUCUUAUCUUAGUUUAGUUUACCUUAUCUUACCUCAUCUUAGCUAAUCUAAGCUUAGCUCAGUUUAGUUUACCUCAUCUUAGCUUAGCUUAUCUUAUAUAAUCUUAGCUCAGUUUAGUUUACCUCAGCUUAGCUUAGCUUUGCUCAGCUUAGCUUUGCUCAGCUUAGUUUAGCUUAGCUUAGUUUAGCUUAGCUGUGGGACGGCUGAGAGGCCAUGUCGAAGAAGCUUCUGGCGGGUUUUUGAGGCAAAGCCCCUGAGGCACAUCGGUCAGGCCCCUUGGAGUGAUGGAGUUAAGCGCAGCAGGCGUCAAGAGCACCUGUGUGAAAUACCUCUCUUUUGCCCCAGCGUGUCAGCACUGCUCCGAGCGUGCGUGUGUGAGAGAGAGAUCUGUGUCGUCACGGUAACCCUCACGUUCUCCACAUCUCUCAGCUCCAAACGGCCUCAGCCUGUUCUCAUUGGCUCCUCAUUAGGAUCAACGCUGUUGUACCAUAGAGACUCACACUGGCCUGCUCUGGCGGGUUUGUCUGUUAUUGAACACUGACCUGCUCCGAUGUGUACGUUAGAAACAAUGAUGACCUUUGACCUCCUGCCCUCUGCCUACUAGUGUGUGCUUCAGCAGGACACUGAUGCUGUGUGUGUGUGUGUGUGUGUGUGUGUGUGUGUGUGUGUGUCAUCAGAGACUCAUGAGGGGAAAGCUCCGAGCCCUUCCAUCUCGCGGCAGUCCAGCAUCGAGACGGACCGGGUGUCGCGGGACUUUGUGGACUUCCUGAAGAACCUGCAGAAGCCGGGCCGAGAGAUCCACAAGCAGAGCCGUGCCUUCAUCGAGGGCAUGGCCAAUAAGAAGGAUCUCAGUGCUGAUGAGCUGUCGGAGUGUGUGCAGGACUUCUACCAGAACAUGUCGGACCGCCUCAUGACUCAUUUCAAAGGCUCCUCUGAGCGUGUAGAGUGUGUUAUGGAUCAGGUGGAGAAGUACAUCAUGACUCGGCUGUACAAGAACGUCUUCUGCCCUGAAACCACCGACGACGAGAAGAAAGACCUGGCCACUCAGAACCGCAUCAGGGCUCUGCACUGGGUGACCAUUCAGAUGCUGUGUGUACCACUGGACGAGGAAAUACCAGAGGUGUCGGACAGCGUCGUCAAGGCCAUCACAGAUGUGAUCGAGAUGGACUCGAGGCGCGUGCCGCGGGACAAGCUGGCGUGCAUCACCAGCUGCAGUAAGCACAUCUUCAACGCCAUCCGCGUCACCAGGAACGAGCCCGCGUCCGCCGACGACUUCCUGCCCACGCUCAUCUACAUCGUGCUGAAGGCCAACCCGCCGCGCCUGCAGUCCAACAUCCAGUACAUCACCCGCUUCUGCAACCCCAGCAGACUCAUGACCGGAGAGGACGGAUACUACUUCACCAACCUGUGCUGUGCCGUGGCCUUCAUAGAGAAGCUGGAUGCCCAGUCCCUGAACCUGAGCUCUGAGGACUUUGAGCGCUACAUGUCUGGCCAGGCGUCUCCCUGCGGGCCGGAUGCGGGCCGCGGCUGGGCCGGCAGUGGGCCGGCGGGUGCCAGUCCUGGGGUGGUGCAGGCCCAGCGGCAGAUAGAGACGCUCUCGGGCCUUAGCCAGCGGCAGGAGCAGGUGCUGGAGGGUGUGCGUGAGCUGCAGGCGGAGCUUGUGCAGUGGGAGGCGAGCGUGGCGCGGCAGGUGCAGGGCAUCCUGGAGAGGUACCCGCUGGAGCUCCGCCCCCUGCCACCUGCGCCCGCCAUCGACUCCGACAACACGGACGACGACCGCCUGCCCCCGCCACUCACGCCGCAGGUCUUCGCUGGCUAACGCUGCCCUGUGUGUGUGUGUGUGUGUGUGUUAGCCUGGUACGUGUGGGAGUGUGCAGUGUGUGUAUGAGAGAUCUGUUAUUAUUUAAGGGAAAGAGCGUCUGCUGUGCGUUUUCAAAUGGGUGUGUUUGAUCUCCAUCAGUUUUGUUUUUAUUUUGAUAUUUUUCCAUCAUUUUAAUUUCAUCCUUUUACUUUUUUUUAAGUCAUUGUGUACAUGCUAGAAGCAGACAGCUAGGCUGGUGAAACUUAAGAGACGUGCUUAAAGCAGAAAUGCUUACAGCAAAUGGCCAGGCUAGGGCUAGGCUAGGUUCUUUAGCCAAAUGUCCAGGCUAGGGCUAGGCUAGAUUCUUUAGCCAAAUGUCCAGGCUAGGGCUAGGCUAGGCUCUUUGCCUCUCUCCAGGCUAGGCUCUUUAGCUUCUCUCCAAACUCUGCCGUUCAGGUCCAUCUUAAUUGUGCAACUGACUCUGUGAACUCAUAAAAGUUUUAUUUAUUUAUUUAACUUAUUUACCGCAAAAAAUUCAGUUCAAAUUUCUCUGCGAGCCACAUGCAGUCAACAAAAGAACAACAACAUAUCUGGCUCACGAGCUACAGACUCCCAGCCCCUGCACUACACACGUAUUAGCCUGGGUUUUCCCAUGCUGCCUUACGCGCACAAUUUUAUUCACGCUGCUAGGCAGCCUGGAUUCCAUGGAGCAAAUUUUCGCCUCAGUUAGGGGACCAAUCA